AUGGCGCCUCCCGCCAAGAAGGCUGCGGCCGGGUCCAAGGGAAAGAGGAAGCCGCACAACUUCGUGAUCGACUGCACGAAGCCGGUGGAGGACAAGAUAAUGGAGAUCGCGUCGUUCGAGAAGUUUCUUCAGGACCGGAUUAAGGUCGACAACAAGGCGGGCGUGCUGGGCGACACGGUGAAGGUCACUAAGGACAAGGCUAAGAUCCACGUCACCGUCGAUGGACCUUUCACCAAGAGGUACCUCAAGUAUCUGACGAAGAAGUACCUGAAGAAGCACAACGUGCGUGACUGGCUGCGGGUGAUCGCGUCCAACAAGGACCGCAACGUGUACGAGCUGCGCUACUUCAACAUCGCCGAGAACGAGGCCGACGAGGAGGCUUAA
This is a messenger RNA of Closterium sp. Naga37s-1, 384 nucleotides long. The record is from the annotation of a GenBank genome assembly. NCBI's taxonomy places the organism in Eukaryota, Viridiplantae, Streptophyta, Zygnematophyceae, Desmidiales, Closteriaceae.